Messenger RNA from Haliotis rufescens (red abalone), 417 nucleotides. RefSeq lists its product as uncharacterized. The coding region runs from base 97 to 417 and encodes 106 amino acids. The transcript has 3 exons. NCBI's taxonomy places the organism in Eukaryota, Metazoa, Mollusca, Gastropoda, Lepetellida, Haliotidae. The record is from RefSeq and is a predicted model, not a curated record.
UGUAUGUGUAGAUACUGUGCAGCAUGACGUGGGUUGGAAUGGCUCAACAAAUGGCAUAAGUGAAGAUGUAUAGCCAUAUCCGGAUUUGACCGAGGAAUGAGUGACGAGACGUGGCUCUGUUUGCCAACUACGGCGAGAGUUGUUGCUGUGGAAGCAGCAAGUCCUCCCACUCGUCCUCGUCCUCCUACCCCAUGUUCAUCCCCGUCCCCAUGUCUCACGGCAGCAGCGGCGGCGGCAGUCACACCAACUUCCUCCCCAUCAUCCUCACCACAGGCGGUUAAUCUGACCAGAGAGAAGAUUAACUGCCCCAGCUCCAGAAACUGUUGUGCUUUCAGGAGGCUUGUGCCACGGAAUAAAAAUAUCAAAAGACAUAAUAGCGUUAAUGUUGUCUUCACCGCCAUACAACCAUGUCAGUAG